AUGGUGGGGAAAUAUCUAAAGCUUAUACAUAAGUACCUGGAGCCCUGGCAACCUAUACCGGGGAUUGAGUCUGGUUUGGGCCAUACCGGCUUCGUCACUCCCGAGGCUCUCUACCGCUUGGCUCGGCAGCCGUCUGUCAUGUCAUGUUCCGGCCAUGUCAAGGUGAUCAACGGGAAGGUGUUCUUCCGGUACGGUGGCUUCUGGCACGUCUACUACCGCCUCAACCGCUUUCUACAAACAGUCAAGAUGAUUCAGGAUGCAAUCGACGUGUACGGCUUGACAGAUCUACGGUUAGAGAUGAUAGUCAACACGUGCGACCACCCGCAGUCGUUCUACAGCAGCCACUGGGCUGACCGUGCUGGUUACCCUGUCAUGAGCAUGGGGUUCACGGUCGACACCAUGGACAUACCCAUCCCUGACCCGCUCGACCUGACAGAGGAUUACACUCCUGAUCUGAGCACCCAGGUCCCUUGGGAAAGGAAAGAAGCGCGAGCAGUGUUCCGCGGAAAGACCACCAACUUUGACAUGCUGGACGGCAACUGGGGCGCCAACCCGCGCGUGCGGCUGCACCGGCUGUCAGAUGUGCACUCGGCGCUGAUGGAGGCUCACAUCAACGCGUGGAGCCACGCCAAGCCCGCGGUGAUCAAAGCGAUGGCGGAAGAUGGGCUGUUGCUGGCGAAACGCAUGAACUUCACUCAAUUCAACGCGUUCAAGUACCAGGUGAUCGUUGAUGGGGGAGGUGGCAGCUGCAGGACGUGCGGAGUGCUGCGAUCCAAUCAGCUGAGCAUCCGCCAGGAGACUCCCUUGUUUCAGUUCUAUGAGCCGCUGCUAGAGGAUGGGGUGCACUGGCUGGUUACCACCCGCACAUUCUCCGAUCUCCCUGCUAAGAUACGCUGGGCCCAAGAGAACGACGACGCAGCACAGCGGCUGGUGCAUGCAGCGAACCACAUGGCGCAGUAUGCCUGCACGUGGAGUGGCAGGCGGCUGUACUGGGCGCUGCUGCUCGUCAAGUACCAUGACGUCUUGCAGGACCCGUCGGCCAUCACUGAGCCUACAGCCAACGAGAUCUGCACCAAGCAGCCCCUUCUACAGCCCCCACCCAACGCCACCAACCCUGCUCUCGUGCACUGUGCCGACCCCGACGCUCCCAAGCACCAGCCUGACUGCGCAUUCUUCUGUGCCAAGGCCACCAUUCCCGACUCGGGGCUCAUCUGGCUGCGAGCAGACGUGCUGAGAGGGCUCAAGAAGAUUGGCCCACCGUGA
Closterium sp. Naga37s-1 is the source of this 1263-nucleotide messenger RNA. Lineage: Eukaryota; Viridiplantae; Streptophyta; Zygnematophyceae; Desmidiales; Closteriaceae. The record is from the annotation of a GenBank genome assembly.